AUGCCCACUCUGCUAGAUAACACCCUCAAAUCAAAGAACAUGGUCCUUGCCUUCGGAGGCGUUGUGGUUGCUGCUACAGCGUGGAUGCUCGCUGGCGACUUGUUUCCCCCUGACGAGGAUCCCAAGGGCGACCCGGAGACAUGGACGAGGGAAGAGAUGCGGAGAUGGCUAGAAGCACGCAGCCUCUUCCCCAAGUCAAGCGAUACGCGCGAGGAGUUGCUUGCUCGGGUCCAGGCAAAUCUUAGAGUGCCCCGCAAGUAG
This is a messenger RNA of Cordyceps fumosorosea ARSEF 2679, 261 nucleotides long. RefSeq names its product Stress-responsive protein Ish1. The transcript is spliced from 4 exons. The coding region runs from base 1 to 261 and encodes 86 amino acids. The record is from RefSeq and is a predicted model, not a curated record. NCBI's taxonomy places the organism in Eukaryota, Fungi, Ascomycota, Sordariomycetes, Hypocreales, Cordycipitaceae.